GCAGGACAGAGACGGCCUCAUGGAUGAAAUUAAGCAACAGAUGGAGAAAGAUAGCAACAGUUUUCUGAUAUACUAUAACGAUGAAUACAGGCCACCAGUGUGGAAAUCCUACUUGUACCAGCUCCAGCAGGAGGCGCCGCACCCGCGACGUGUCACCUGCACCAGUGAGGUGGAAAAUCGUCCCAAGUACUAUGGCAGAGAGUACCACGGCAUGAUCUCCCGAGAAGAAGCUGACCAAUUGUUGAGUGCUGCGGAGGGCAGCUACCUCAUCAGGGAGAGCCAGCGGCAGCCCGGCACCUACACAUUAGCCUUAAGAUUCGGGAACCAGACCAAGAACUUCCGCCUCUACCAUGACGGCAAGCACUUUGUGGGGGAAAAGCGCUUCGAGUCCAUCCACGACCUGGUGACGGACGGCCUGAUCACGCUCUAUGUGGAGACCAAGGCAGCGGAGUACAUCGCCAAGAUGACUAUCAACCCCAUCUAUGAGCACGUGGGCUACACCACCCUCAACUGCGAGCCGGCCCUCAAGCGGCACACACCUGUCCUCCAAGACACCCCCGAUGAGCGGGACAGCGUAGAUGGCCGAGAAGAGGCGGGUCCAGAGGACAGGGUGAGCAGUUCUUAUCUGACCUCACUGGUGCGGCGAGCCACGCUGAAGGAGAACGACCGCGCGCCCAAGUACGAGAAAGUGCACAACUUCAAGGUCCACACGUUCCGGGGGCCACACUGGUGUGAAUACUGUGCCAACUUCAUGUGGGGCCUGAUUGCUCAGGGAGUCAAAUGUGCAGGUCUGAAGUCCGAAGGCCUGUACAGAGUGUCAGGGUUCAGUGACUUAAUCGAAGAUGUUAAGCUGACCUUUGAUAGAGAUGGAGAAAAGGCGGACAUCUCUGUGAAUGUUUAUGAAGAUAUUAAUAUCAUCACCGGUGCACUUAAACUGUACUUUAGGGAUUUACCCAUCCCCGUCAUCACGUACGACGCUUACCCCAGAUUCAUCGAAGCUGCAAAGCUCACGGACCCGGAUGAGCGGCUGGAGGCCCUGCACGAGGCGCUGAAGCUGCUACCGCCCGCUCACUGUGAAACGCUGAGGUAUCUCAUGGCCCACCUGAAGAGGGUGACGCAGUACGAGAAAGACAACCUGAUGAAUGCAGAGAACCUGGGAAUCGUGUUCGGGCCCACGCUGAUGCGAGCGCCCGACCUGGACGCCAUGACGGCCCUGAACGACAUCCGGUACCAGCGUCAGGUGGUGGAGUCGCUCAUCAAAAAUGAGGACAUCUUGUUCUGAAAGGGGGGAAUCGCUCCCCCAGUCCAGCUGGCUUCCUGCUGUCUCCCUAACCUUUUUUUAUUUUUGUGCAAAGGCUUGAAUAUGAAGGAUUUUUUUUUAAUCAUUCUACUUUCCCCUAACUCCCAGUGGACCAGUACUGUAAAUACCUUCUGCUUCCCCUUUUGAUGGGUGCGGAUUAUGUACCUUAAAGUUUAAGUUUGCAUGUUUACCGCCCCAUUUUUGUCGGGGGUUGUUAACAGAGACAGAGCGACAGGCCAGAGCGCGUUUCUUUUGGAUAGUUUUUAGUUGUCCAGCAUGUGUUUAGGUUUUUAUCGUCGAACAUCGUGACUCUGCUUUUCUGUCCUGUGGAUGUAGCUCAUUGUUGCUCAGUUGUUUUUGUGAAACACUAUAUACCUGUACGUGACAUAGAAUACAUUUUUCUUUUUUUAUGUACCUUCGUGAAGAUUUGAUCUUUUUUCCCGUUUUGUUUUUAUACACAGUAUGUAUUUAGAUAAAUUUUAAAUCUGCAUUCUAAUAAUUUGUGAUUUUUUUUUUCUCACCCUUAAAUCUAAUCUUCACAAAUCUUUUGCGCUCAACUUUCAAUAAGUGUCCGAUUCAUGUUUUGGUUGUAAUAUUUUUGUAUUUUGAUUUGCGCAUGGGUAUAUUAAUUUAUUAAAUCUUGCUUUCCAGGAUUGGAAUUUAUGUGCUUUUUUAAACACCUUGAAGGACUGAAACAGAAGUGUCUCAGUAAUUUGAGUAAGGUUUCUGAUAGCUGUUGCGAAACUGUAAUGUAUAGUAAAGCUACAUUGUGAUAUUUAGAGACAACUGUAUUGCUUUGCUUGCACUGGAGAUAAACUGUUUUCAUGUGUGUUUGGGCCGAUUCCUCAGUACAUCUGCAGACUGAAUAAUUCCCUUUGAGAUGAAGACCAAACCCCCAGCAUCUUGCUUCCUACCCAGAUGCUUGAUUCUUGCGUAACUGACAUCCGUCUCCGUCCUCCCGAUGUGACAUCCUUCCGGUGUUAGCAAAGCCUUCUAUGUCACUCACAGGUUCUCGGAUACUUCGCACGAAUUCCUUACUGGUACGGCAGAGUGAGCCGUGACCAGCUGCAAGGGCCGCCUGUAGGAGACUGUCCUUGUAUUCCUCUGAGUCUGUUCCCAGCUUCUGGUUUCUGGAUGAUCACCAACACAGCUUCCUUUUGAGAUGCUCUGCUGGGGGAGAGCGAGCGAGAGAGGGGGGAGCAGAGCUAUCUGGCAGUGGCAGCAGCUGGCUCUUCCCAAUUCACUGUAAAAUCUCAUUAAGUUAUCCAGCAUUGUCUCAUUGCUUACCGUGAAAACUCUGGCUUUUUGGUUUGUGCAAAGAGCGCGCUAAAUCUCACAGAAGCUAACCUUUGCAUGCUGAGAAUGUGUUCUCACACAAUUUAAUAAACUUAACCCAUGCUUCCCGAUCUGUUGACAUGAAUGAUUAUAACAGUUACCCCCCCCCCCCCAAAGAAAAAAUAUAUGAAAUAUAUUUAGAUAAAUCCACCGGCUUUUUUGCUUAUUUUUUAAAAAAUAUGUAUACUGAAGAAGGUGAUACUUUGGGGGGGGGGGAAAGGUUGAGUGUGCUUCCUAGCCCGGUCCUUGGGGUUCGAUUUCAGAAACACUGCUAUAAACCUACAAUGGUUUGUUUACAAAAUGAUUUUAGCGGAACUAUGGAGCCUUUGCAUCAGAGUGUGGGAUUCACGAAGUAGAACCUCCAGCCAGCUGAUCUGGAAGAAGCAGCAUAGAAAAAAGCAGCAUCCUGACCAGAUUGGCUUUCACUUCUUUUCCAACAGAUGCUCGUCUUUUAUUUUGUCUUCUGCAUACUGAUCUGUCGCAUUUGAUUCCAUGAUGCAACCAUGGUGGAAACGGGUCGGAACCAGCCCCAGGUAACCCUGGUACCUUCACGCAGCUCUUCGCAGCGGCACCAGACUGAGGCUGUCACUGCUGCUGCUGCAAAAGGUGCCAUGAGAAACGGUGUAUGACAGGAAGCCAGUUAAUCACAGUAUGGUGAUGUUUAUUCAAUUCAUAACCAAUGAAUACAAAUUUCAUAAGAGAACUGACCUUUUGUUCCGGAAGCCUGUUGUUUGACCUAUAUUCCAAAUGCAAAGCAUGGAACGAACGGGGAACGUUGCAUUUGUAGCUGUGCAUUAAAGACAUGCAGCAUGUUUA
Messenger RNA from Paramormyrops kingsleyae, 3451 nucleotides. Lineage: Eukaryota; Metazoa; Chordata; Actinopteri; Osteoglossiformes; Mormyridae. The record is from RefSeq and is a predicted model, not a curated record.